CACAGAUCUAAGAGAGCUUGGCUUCCUCCAUCUUCGUCUUCCUCCUCCAGCCAAAACGCAUCGUAUCAGUAUCAAAAUCAUUAUCCACAACAACAUGCUACUGCGGUACCUUCUCAAUCUCUGAACACCGAGCUCGCUUCACAGAGAAAAUGACCAUACUGCCCUACAUAACCGUCCCCAACAUCUCACCCUUCUCCGCCACCCUCAUCCUAAAUCCUAACACCAACCACCUCCACCUCCACCACCACCACCAAUUCCGCCACCUCUACCUCCCCCGUCGUCACAACGGUCGGCGCAUCCAGUUCACUACCGUUGCUCGCUCCCGCGAGGUCGUCCUCGGGAACCCGUCGGUGACGGUGGAGAAAGGCAAGUACAGCUACGACGUCGAAACCCUAAUAAAUAAGCUCAGCAGCCUUCCGCCACGUGGCAGCAUCGCGCGGUGCCUCGACGCCUUCAAGAGCAAGCUCUCCCUCAACGACUUCGCUCUCGUGUUCAAGGAGUUCGCCACGCGUGGCGAUUGGCAACGAACCCUGCGACUCUUCAAGCACAUGCAGCGCCAGAUAUGGUGCAAGCCAAACGAGCACAUCUACACAAUCGUCAUCACCUUGCUCGGCAGAGAAGGACUCCUAGACAAGUGCCGCGAGGUGUUCGAUGAAAUGCCUGAACAAGGCGUUCCUCGCUCUGUCUUUGCCUACACCGCCAUAAUCAACGCCUAUGGCCGCCACGGACAGUACCAGACCUCCCUCGAAUUGCUCGAUUUGAUGAAGAGAGAGAGGGUUUCACCGAGUAUCUUGACUUACAACACUGUAAUCAAUGCUUGCGCGAGGGGUGGGUUGGAUUGGGAGGGUUUGUUAGGGUUAUUUGCUGAGAUGAGGCAUGAAGGGGUUCAGCCUGAUGUAGUUACGUAUAAUACUAUGCUUCAUGCUUGUUCUCGUAGGGGUUUGGGCGAUGAGGCUGAGAUGGUGUUUAGGACUAUGAAUGAAGGUGGGGUUGUUCCUGAUAUCACUACUUAUAGUUACCUUGUUGAUACUUUUGGGAGAUUGAAUAAACUUGAGAAGGUUUCGGAGCUUCUUAGGGAGAUGGAGGAAGGUGGUAAUUUGCCUGAUGUAACGUCUUAUAAUGUGCUUUUGGAUGCGUAUGCUGAGAAGGGGUCGAUUAAGGAGGCACUAGGGGUGUUCCGGCAGAUGCAGACGGCAGGGUGCGUGCCAAAUGCGACCACUUAUAGUAUUCUGUUGAAUUUGUAUGGGAAGCAGGGGAAGUAUGAUGAUGUUAGGGACCUUUUCCUUGAGAUGAAAGUUAGCAACACGGAGCCUGAUGCUGGUACCUAUAACAUUCUUAUACAGGUGUUUGGAGAAGGUGGAUACUUUAAGGAGGUGGUUACUUUGUUCCAUGAUAUGGUGGAGGAGAAUGUACAGCCUAACACGGAGACGUAUGAGGGUUUGAUAUUUGCUUGUGGGAAGGGAGGGCUCUAUGAGGAUGCCAAGAAUAUUUUACUUCAUAUGGAUGCUCAGGGAAUGGUUCCGAGUUCCAAGGCUUACACUGGGGUGAUUGAAGCCUAUGGCCAGGCUGGACUGUAUGAAGAGGCAAUAGUUGCGUUUAACACUAUGAAUGAAGUGGGAAGCAAUCCAACUGUCGAGACAUACAAUUCGCUCAUUCGUGCAUUUGCAAAGGGAGGAUUGUACAAGGAGGCUGGAAAAGUUUUAUUGAAGAUGGGUGAUUCAGGUUUGCAGAGGGAUGUGCAUUCGUUUAAUGGUCUAAUUGAAGCUUUCAGGCAAGGAGGUCAGCAUGAAGAGGCGAUAAAAGCGUAUGUAGAGAUGGAGAAGGCUAACUGCGAUCCUAAUGAGCUGACACUCGAAGCAGUAUUAAGUGUAUAUUGCUCAGCAGGACUUGUUGACGAGGGUGAAGAACAGUUCCAAGAAAUUAAAGCUUCAGGAAUACUGCCCAGUGUCAUGUGUUAUUGCAUGAUGCUUGCUCUUUAUGCAAAGAAUGAUAGGUUCAAUGAUGCCUAUAAUCUACUUGAUGAGAUGAUCACAACAAGGGUGUCGGAUAUUCAUCAAGUGAUAGGACAAAUGAUCAAGGGAGAUUUUGAUGAUGACUCUAAUUGGCAGAUUGUAGAGUAUGUCUUUGAUAAACUGAAUUCAGAAGGAUGUGAAUUUGGAAUGAGGUUCUAUAACACACUGUUAGAAGCUCUUUGGUGGAUGUUCCAGAGAGAGAGGGCUGCAAGAGUGCUCAAUGAGGCAUCAAAGAGAGGGCUUUUCCCUGAGCUCUUCCGUACAAAUAAACUUGUGUGGUCUGUGGAUGUACACAGGAUGUGGGAAGGUGGAGCAUUAACAGCAUUGUCCCUUUGGCUGAACAAUAUGCAAGAGAUGUUCAGAGCUGAUGAGGAUCUUCCUGAGCUUGCAGCAGUAGUCGUGGUUCGUGGACAAAUGGAGAAGAGUACAGAUAGCCAGGAUUUCCCCAUUGCAAAGGCCGCUUUUUCAUUCCUGCAGGAUAAUGUGUCAUCCUCUUUUACUUUCGCCGGAUGGAACAAAGGUCGCAUUAUCUGUCCGCAAUCACAACUGAGGCGAAUUCUAUCAGGCAACGAAUCAUCUUCUAAUAGAAAAAAAAAGAGUAAAUUAAUAUCCAUAAGUAAUUCGACUGAUGGAAUUAUGACUUGCAAAUCUGAUGUGCAAAGUGGUAAAGCUAAUGAUGUUGAUUCUAGAACCGAUAGUACAAGAACAGAGCUUCUAACUAGUGCAGUUUAGUUUUGAGAAAUAUAGAAAUUACAUUCAUUUGUUUCA
Messenger RNA from Arachis stenosperma, 2780 nucleotides. RefSeq names its product pentatricopeptide repeat-containing protein At1g74850, chloroplastic. The coding region runs from base 150 to 2744 and encodes 864 amino acids. Lineage: Eukaryota; Viridiplantae; Streptophyta; Magnoliopsida; Fabales; Fabaceae. The record is from RefSeq and is a predicted model, not a curated record. Gene Ontology annotation, molecular function: protein binding. The transcript has 4 exons.